Molecule: messenger RNA, 2445 nt
Organism: Aspergillus steynii IBT 23096
Lineage: Eukaryota; Fungi; Ascomycota; Eurotiomycetes; Eurotiales; Aspergillaceae
Product: transcription factor domain-containing protein
Exons: 4
Coding region: 1-2445 (814 amino acids)
Biological process (GO): DNA-templated transcription; regulation of DNA-templated transcription
Molecular function (GO): DNA binding; DNA-binding transcription factor activity, RNA polymerase II-specific; zinc ion binding
Source: RefSeq, a predicted model, not a curated record
AUGCAGACACAUUAUUUUCGCUCGCCGAAUAGCCAACCCCAAGCGGGUGUGCCGUACGAGUUACCCCCGGUGCAGUCGGUAACUUCACCCUCGGGGCCCUUCCAGCAGGGCCCUCCACCGGGUGCUCUACUUUCCGCUCCGCCGAGCAGACCCGAGAGCGGACUGCGCAUGCCCCAUCUACUGCAGCCGCUGGCCCAACAAAUACCCAAUCAACCUCCUCCCCCUCCGUCGUCGUACUCACGCUCUUAUGAGUCCAGCGGCUCGCCCGCGGAGGGUAUCUCAAUGCUGCCCGAUGCGCCGCCGCUCAAUGGGCUGGCAUCCGGCCCCCCGGGAAUGCUUCAACCCGGGGCGGGGCCGCAGCAACAGCAACCCUUGCAGCAGAAAAGGGCCUAUCGCCAGCGGCGAAAAGACCCCAGUUGCGAUGCCUGUCGCGAGCGCAAAGUUAAGUGUGACGCUUCCGAGUCGUCUAGCUGCACCGAGUGUACGAAUCGCAAAGUGCGCUGUCAGUUCACCAAGGAGACCAACCGGCGCAUGUCUUCCAUCAAACAGGUGCAGGAUCUAGAGAAGCAGCUCAUCACGACCAAACAGCAGCUUCAGCAGCUCCGAUCCGGCAUGCUGAGAUCCGACAAUCUGAUGGACCUGGAUAUUGACGGUGCCGGACAGCCGCAGCUGAAGUUACCGGACCUUGGAUAUCGCCCCCAGCGCCGGCCUAAGGCUCCCAUCGCCCAGGAUCUGACCGAGGCACGUGUCAACCUGCGCAAAUACGGCAGAGGCAUCAUGCACGUGCCCACGCCAUAUCGCCAACAGGGCCCCAAAUCCCUGCUGACGACCGAGAGCCCGCCGCUCCCUUCGAAAGAUAUCGCAGAUCGCCUUCUGGCGCAGUAUUAUGCGUGCAUCCAUUCAGUCCUACCGGUCCUGCACUGGCCAACCUUCAUCGCCGAGUAUGAGAAGGUCUAUCAAGCACGCUCCCUUUUAGGGAUGCCACGCGAGUGGGUGUCCGUGCUGUUUGCGAUCUUCGCUUGCGGCUCUCUUCACAUGCUGGAGGAAACGAGAGAAGACGAUGGCAAGGAAUUCAUCAAGAUUUCCUGUGGGGUCAUCGACGUGUGGCAGGACAAUUUCACUCUCGACCAGGCGCGGGCGGCCUUGCUGGUCAGUAUCUUCUUAUACGAAGUGAAUUCGAAAUCUGCCAGCUGGGUGUGGAUCGGUUCCGCAGUCAGGGUGGCCCAGGAGAUCGGCCUCCACAUCGAAUCUGGGCCGUGGUCUACCCUUGAAGCUGAGACGCGAAGACGACUGUGGUGGGGGAUGUACGCUUGGGAUAGGCUUCUGGCUCUUGAAAUGGGCAAACCAGUUCUGAUCAAUGAUCAGGACUGCGAUGUCGAUCUCCCUUGUCCUGUCGACGAGCAGUUUAUAUCAGAUGGCGGGGUUGUGCCCGAAGGCCAGCAGACGACUGCCCUCCUCGCCACCAUCCAUGUCGUUCGAUCAAUCGGGCAACUUACGAGGACGUUGAGGUCCUCCAAUAUCAGCCCGGCAACGAUUGACACAUUCGAGCGACAUUUCAAUGCGUGUCUCGCCACUUUCCCCGCGCAAUAUCAUCCGAAAUCCGACCAAUACCUCGAUCCCCGAGCGCUUGACCCCAUCAUCUACCUCCAAAACGCUCGUCUCAUCCUCCACCGCCAUAACAUUAACCCGUUCUGCGCGCCCGAAGUCCGUGCCUCGGCCCUCGAUUAUUGUGUUUCGACGUCUCAAGACACCGCGCGUCUACUUUCGCGAUGCAUGCGCCACCCCUCUAGUCCCCAGGGUUUCGGGGCAACCAAUGAGGACUGGCGACCGUUGCUUGCCUCGUCGGCGGGAACCACGAUGUGUACGCACAUCUGGCGCUGUGCACUUAUUCUGCUUUUCCGGCAGGAUUUCGCCACGGCUCUGGUGUGUAUCCAAGCAGCUGCCGCAGUUGGAGACUCGCGCGCGUUGAACGCGGCAUGCGGGCGGUAUAUUGUUUUCUUCCUGAAAUGCCUUCUGGACCGACUCCGCCACGGCGACGAUCUCGAGCGAGACGAGGAAAUGAUGGCGUACGUCUCGGGGGAUAUGCAAGGCCACUGCGACGGGAGCUGGGUGUGGCAAGGCAGCGAGACCGGUUCCCAGCUGGCGGCAAUGGCUUCUACGAUCGGGAGCCCGGUUUCAAUGGGGCAAUCCGACCCCAGGGACAAUAUUUCCACCGACGAUGCCGAGAACACUGAAGGUUGGCACUGGGUUGAACAGACGGUUCGUUACCUUCACGAGAGACAGCUCGAGCAGCAAAAGGAGUACGAGAGAAGAGACGCGCCGUCGUUCCAGAAUCCACCGGAGUCUGCGUAUCUCAGCCCCGAGGCUGCGGUUGGACGGGAUGAGUCCUCGCCCCGACGCUCGAGCUCGUCUCAUUCGCGCAUGACGAUCGCCAGCAUUAUAUGA